AUGACAAAGAGAGCUUGGUUUAAGUUAUUUCUUCUCGCUGGGCAAGAAUUCGAAGACGUGCGCCUCAGUAAGAGCGAAUGGCCACAACACAAGUCAGAAAUGCCGUUCGGUCAGUUACCGGUGCUGGAAGUCGACGGAAAGCAACUAGCUCAAUCACAUGCCAUUGCUCGUUACGUGGCCAGACAGUUUGGCCAUGCUGGAAAAACUCCCUUUGACGAGGCACUCGUCGAUUCAAUCGCAGAUCAAUACAAGGACUUCGAUACAGAGGUGUGGCCCUUCUUCGCAGUACUACUAGGAUUCGAGAAGGGUGACUUGGAAGUUCAACUGGAAAAGACUUUUGCACCAGCUCGUGACAAACUGUUCACUUUCUUGACAAAAUUCCUUGAACGUAAUGGAAGCGACUCGUUGACCUGGGCGGAUCUGCUGUUAGCAGAACUGGAUACGUAUUCGGAAAAGAUCCCAGCGCUCUAUGAAGGAUUCCCAGAGGUGAGCUUUGUAACAUACACUCACGUUCACUUUGUGCUGCAUGCCUUACUCGGCUAUAAAAGUUGA
Messenger RNA from Haemonchus placei, 552 nucleotides. NCBI's taxonomy places the organism in Eukaryota, Metazoa, Nematoda, Chromadorea, Rhabditida, Trichostrongylidae. The record is from the annotation of a GenBank genome assembly.